Aspergillus caelatus is the source of this 1163-nucleotide messenger RNA. RefSeq lists its product as uncharacterized. The transcript has a single exon. The coding region runs from base 1 to 1152 and encodes 383 amino acids. Lineage: Eukaryota; Fungi; Ascomycota; Eurotiomycetes; Eurotiales; Aspergillaceae. The record is from RefSeq and is a predicted model, not a curated record.
AUGGCCUAUCGCAUGGAAGCCAACGCACUCUACAUCCAUGGGAAGUGGCUUCAUGCUCGGGGCGCCGAUGGCCCGGCAACGGAAGGCGCCAUCCGCUCGGAGCGCGAUGUGUUUCUCUGCCAGCAUCUGGCGGAAGAGCUGUACCGGCGUGCCGUGACGCUCAUCGUCCACAAGACCGACGGGCCGCGCACGAGCCAGACAAUCCAGCCGCUCCUUCAAGCGGCACACUGGAAGUUGCACGAGAUGCCACGCCGGAUUGAGGUGUACGCCGCCGCCGCUGACGACGGCACGAGGGCGACACAGGUCUCGUUCUACACGGGCCACAGCCUCCUGUUCACUAAGCUAUGCGGGACGCAAGUGUCGUAUCUGGUCGUGCUACAUGGGCCCAACUGCGUCGCGCAGUCGGUGGAUCACCUGCUGUACGACCCCAGCCGGGACUGCUGUCUGUGCCCGCGGCAGGUGGUGCCCCUGAGCAUGCGACGAGCUGUGUUCGAGGAUCCGGGCCACGGGCCCUGGGUUCCCAUGGUGGUGAAGAUGUCGGUUCGCGACGGCCUUGUCGGCGCCAUGUCCUCCCCAGGGGGCCAUCAUUGGCCGCUUCUUCCGAAAGCGCAGGACGGAGCGUUGGUGGCGAUUGCGCCUCCUUCCCACUCUCCGUCGUCGGAAACUGCAGCUCCCCGCGGAACCGUCCCGGUGGAUCAUCUGUCCACGGCCAGUGCUGCCUUGGACCCUGUGCUCACCACCCCGACGGCUGCCAGCCAAGAGGACCAAGAAACGAUAGUCGCGUCGCAGCUGGCCGCUGGGCCGCUUGAACUGGAAACGGGCGUGCAGACGACCGCAUCAGAUACCGCAUCGGACACCGCAGCACCGGUCCCUCUCGUACCAGUGGUGGAGAGCCUCGCCCCCCACCCGGAUGACCAUCCCGAGUCCGCGUCUGGUGCGCUGCCCUCGACCAUCUCCCGGAAUAUGACCUCUGCGGAUCGUGCGUGGUGGCAGACCUGGCCAGAACCGCCCCGGGAUGUCCAAACGUCACCAAGCGCUGCGGAUCACAACAUUGGACGCUUUCAGGUAAGUUCUCCCUUGUCAUAUCAUGUCCUUCACCACCGGUGCUCUUCUUCCAAUAUCAUCCUUCCCUGUCCUUUCGAUAAAGUCUAGCUGGGUCUCCU